Messenger RNA from Polychytrium aggregatum, 967 nucleotides. Its product is annotated as survival protein sure-like phosphatase/nucleotidase. The transcript has 6 exons. Gene Ontology annotation, cellular component: P-body. Bases 22 to 876 code for a protein of 284 amino acids. Gene Ontology annotation, molecular function: hydrolase activity. The record is from RefSeq and is a predicted model, not a curated record. NCBI's taxonomy places the organism in Eukaryota, Fungi, Chytridiomycota, Chytridiomycetes, Polychytriales.
GAUCCCACACCACCCACAUCGAUGCCGCCGCCAAUCCGCCAUGUGCUCCUGUCCAACGACGAUGGACCGCCGGACCCGAGCCGCUCGCCAUACAUCAAGCCGUUCGUCUUGGCUUUUGCGGAGCAUUUCGGAUGCAAGAUAACCGUAUGCAUUCCGGAUCGCCAGCGCUCGUGGGUCGGCAAGGGCAUCGAUGUGCAACAGUGCACCGUCACCGGAUCCUAUUACGAUCCUGUAACCGAGGCCGCGGUCUCGGAAGCCGCAGAGCCAUCCGAAUCCGAUAUGUGGACCCUGCUGAAUGCGACGCCGUCUGCAUGCGUCAACAUUGCCCUGACGCAUCUGGUCGACAGCAACGACAUCGAUCUGGUGAUAUCUGGUCCAAACUUUGGCCGCAACGCCUCGGUGGGCUCGACCUUGGCCUCUGGUACAAUCGGCGCUGCCCUCGACGGCGCUGGCUUUGGGAAACGAGCGAUUGCACUCAGCUUCUCAUACUACUCGCCGCCGGCCGAGAUCACCAAAUCAUCGAUCGAGAAUGCCUGUGCAUGGUCGAUCCAGAUCAUCGAGCAUCUGUGGGCAACCUGGGCCGACUCGGUAGAGGUGUACAACGUCAACAUCCCGUUGAUUGUGCCGUCCCAGCCCGGCAUGACGAUUCCCCGUAUCCACUACACCGACUUUCACGCCGAGGCAUUCCCGAUGUACAAGCGUGUUGCUGGCCCAUCGCUGUGCUUUGAGUUUGCGCCAGACUUGCCGGGUCAGAACGGAGUCUCGCAAGGCUCGGAUACUUGGGCGGUCAACCAGCAAUUGAUCAGCAUCACGCCAAUGAAGAGCAGAUACGAAUGUGUGCGCGAGGAGCUCGAGCGUCGCCGUCGUCCUGGGUAGUCUGUGGCUGCACCGACACGUAGAUACACACAAUCGACAUGCAGACAAGACCCGCCGUGCGAGCAGAUUGAGCGCGGCCGCGGCCGAAGGA